Messenger RNA from Xiphophorus hellerii (green swordtail), 1505 nucleotides. RefSeq names its product opsin 1 (cone pigments), short-wave-sensitive 1 (gene opn1sw1). Gene Ontology annotation, biological process: visual perception; phototransduction; G protein-coupled receptor signaling pathway. The transcript has 5 exons. Gene Ontology annotation, molecular function: G protein-coupled receptor activity. Gene Ontology annotation, cellular component: membrane. The record is from RefSeq and is a predicted model, not a curated record. Bases 302 to 1309 code for a protein of 335 amino acids. NCBI's taxonomy places the organism in Eukaryota, Metazoa, Chordata, Actinopteri, Cyprinodontiformes, Poeciliidae.
AAAUAAAACGUUGUUUCUCCAGAAAAAAUUGGACUAGUUGAAGUUUUCAUGAGGAGGAUCUCAGAUUCAACCUGUAAAACCAAACUGGGUCUGAAAACGAACUUCCUGUUUGACCGGGAUGAGUUGUGUGAUGCGAGUCUGUUUUCAUUGUUUCUUCUCCGUAAGAAGAUUAAAGCGUCAGAAGGAUUUAAUCCGUAAAGUUUGGGAAAAGCCAGCCGGAUUAUCUUUGCUCUAAAUGGUUUAUGGGUGUAUAUAAAGAGGCUGAAGACGCUCGCUGAGGUCGGAGGAACUCAGUUUAAAGAUGGGGAAACAUUUUCACCUGUACGAGAACAUCUCCAAGGUGGACCCCUUCGAGGGGUCCCAGCACUACCUGGCCCCAGCGUGGACCUUUCACCUGCAGGCGCUCUUCAUGGGCUUCGUGUUCUUUGCAGGAACGCCGCUGAACCUGCUGGUCCUCCUGGCCACGGCCAAGUACAAGAAGCUCCGAGCUCCUCUCAACUACAUCCUGGUCAACAUCUCCUUCGCUGGCUUCAUCUUCGUCACCUUCUCCGUCAGCCAGGUGUUCGUGGCCAGUCUGAGGGGCUACUACUUCCUGGGCUACACCUUGUGUGCAUUGGAAGCGGCCAUGGGCGCCGUGGCAGGUCUGGUGACGUCCUGGUCGCUCGCCGUGCUCUCCUUCGAGAGGUAUCUGGUGAUCUGUAAGCCGUUCGGAGCCUUCAAGUUCGGCAGCACCCACGCCGCCGCCGCCGUGGUCUUCACCUGGUGCAUGGGGGUGGGCUGCGCCUCGCCGCCUUUCUUCGGCUGGAGCAGGUACAUCCCGGAAGGCCUGGGCUGCUCCUGCGGACCUGACUGGUACACCCACAACGAGGAGUACGGCUGCACCAGCUACAUGUACUUCCUGCUGAUCACCUGCUUCUGCAUGCCUCUGUCCAUCAUCAUCUUCUCCUACUCGCAGCUGCUGGGCGCGCUGAGAGCCGUUGCGGCGCAGCAGGCGGAGUCCGCCUCCACCCAGAAGGCUGAGAAGGAGGUGUCCAGGAUGAUCAUCGUGAUGGUGGGCUCCUUCGUCACCUGCUACGGCCCCUACGCCCUGACGGGCCUCUGGUACGCUAACUCAGAGGAAGUCAACAAAGACUACCGGCUCGUCACCAUCCCGGCGUUCUUCUCCAAGAGCUCCUGCGUCUACAACCCGCUCAUCUACGCCUUCAUGAACAAACAGUUCAAUGCCUGCAUCAUGGAAAUGGUGUUUGGGAAGAAAAUGGAGGAAGCGUCCGAAGUGUCUUCAAAGACUGAGGUGUCCACAGCUUCAUAAUGUUUGGAGCAAAACUCAGAAGGACAUUUGACUUCCCCAAAGGACUUUUAAAGAUCUGAGUUCAGAGGAUCCACAGGAACAACCAACAUGUAAAUACAGUUUAUAUAAGACACCAGAUGAUAUUUUAUUGUAGAAUGCAUUUGUUUAGAUAAAAGCAACAAAAAAAUAAAAUAAAAAUAAAAAUUUAUUCAAUUUA